AUGCCUCAAUAUUUCUUUUUCUUCCUGCAGAACAAUGGUUCCCUGGUUUGGUGCCAGAAUCACAAGCAAUGUUCUAAGUGCCUGGAGCCGUGCAAGGAAUCCUGGGACCUGUGGAAGCAGCAGUGCCAGAGCUUCUGUGAGCCUCUGUUCCCCAGGAAGAACUCCGAAUGCCUGACCAGCUGUGAAUUCCUCAAGUACGUCCUGUCCGUGAGGCAGGGGGACUGCCCGGCCCCCGAGAGAGCCAGCGGAUUCGCCGCCGCCUGCGUGGAGAGCUGUGACGUGGACAGCGAGUGUUCGGGCGUUAAGAAGUGCUGUUCCAAUGGCUGUGGACACACGUGCCAGGUGCCCAAGACGCUGUACAAAGGUGUCCCCCUGAAGCCCAGGAAAGAGUUACGAUUUACAGAACUUCAAUCUGGGCAGCUGGAGAUUAAGUGGUCCUCGAAAUUCAAUAUCUCCAUUGAGCCUGUGAUCUACGUGGUACAGAGAAGGUGGAACCCUGGCAUCCAUCCCAGCGAAGACGACGCCACACACUGGCAGACGGUGGCCCAGACCACAGAUGAGCGGGUUCAACUGAUGGACAUACGACCCAGCAGGUGGUACCAGUUCCGGGUGGCGGCCGUCAACGUGCACGGGACCCGCGGCUUCACGGCCCCCAGCAAACACUUCCACUCCUCCAAAGAUCCGUCCGCGCCUCCGGCUCCGGCCAACCUGCGGCUCGCAAACUCCACCAUCAACGGCGACGGCAGCGUGACCGUGACUCUCGUUUGGGACACUCCCGAGGAACUGGAUAUCCCGCUGCAUCACUACAAAGUAUUCUGGAGCUGGACGGUCAACGGCAAGUCCCUCGUCCCCACGAAAAAGAAGCGGAGAAAGACGGCGGACGGGGCCCACAACUCUGUGACUCUGGAGAGACUUCAGCCCGACGGUGACUACAGUGUGGAGCUGCAGGCUGUCGCCUACUGGGGACAGACACGCCUCAAGAGUGCCAAGGUCUCCCUGCGUUUCUCCUGCACGCACGCCGCCAGCGACAAAGAACAACUCGGGAAAACUAGAAAAGGUGUUCUGGAAACGCAGGCCCCUCUCCCAAGACGACGGCCCAGCCGCCCGCUGGAGAUCGGGGUGCCCUUCUAUCAAGACGGCCGGCUGCAGGCGAAGGUGUACUGGAAAAGGUCCAAAGACCCCAACGUCAGCCGCUACCACGUGCACUGGUCUCCAGAACUGUGCGCCCACAACGAGACCGCCAGGCCGGAGGCGUCGUCCGCCACGACCCAGGAAAAUUAUAUAAUUCUUCAAGAUCUGUCAUUUUCCUGCAAAUAUAAGGUGACUGUCCAACCCAGCCGGCCGAAGGGCCGCUUGAAGGCAGAAAGCGUUUUCUUUACGACUCCAGCGUGCUCUGCUCUCAAGGGAAAAAGCCACAAGCUCAUCAGCUGUCUCGAGGAAGCAGGUCACGUCCUUUCCAAAGUGCUGGCCAAGCCGGAGAACCUGUCUGCUUCGUUCGUCAUCCAGCACGUCAACAUCACAGGCCACUUCUCGUGGACGAUGGCCAAGGCCAACCUCCACCAGCCCAUGACCGGCUUCCAGGUGACGUGGGCGGAGGUGACGACGGAGAGCAGACAGAACAGCCUGCCCAACAGCAUCAUCUCGCAGUCCCAGAUCCUGCCUUCGGAUCACCACGUCCUCACGGUGCCCAAUCUGAGGCCAUCCACCCUGUACCGGCUGGAAGUUCAAGCGCUGACCACAGCGGGCGAAGGGCCAGCCACGGUCAAGACUUUCCGCACCCCCGACCUGCCUUCAUCCUCAGCGCACAGGCCACACCUGAAGCACCACCAUCCACAUCAUCACAAGCCUUCUCCAGAAAGAUACUAACCUGCUCCAAGCGAUGUCCGAAAUGGAGCGAAUGGGCGAGCUCGUUGAACCGCAGGACCGGCCAAGCGUUCCCACAGCAGCAUUAGCUACCCCCCCACAGGAUGCCACGCUCCCACGUCAACAAGUACUUCCGUCAAUCAAGGAUGCACCCAGAAACAGGGACAAAUGCCGAGCCAGUGAAGAUGGACACCGGUUUUCUGUGAGAGUAGAGAAUAUGAAGACUCCGCCUACUUAACUGCAAAUUCUAUGUUCAUACGUGCUUUUGCGAAUCGCGAUGGAGUGGGUACAGGAUUGCCUACACUUAGAGCAGCAAAUUGUCCAUCAGGACAAGUCAGCGUAACAAAUGCCCAGUUCGUAGACACAGUCAGCGUAAAGUUAAUCAAUGGAAUUUUUAACAAUUAAAAUAUUGAUUUGAUUAGCAAAGCCAGCUAGGACGAUACAAUUCUUAGGCCACAUUUAUUCAAAUCUAGCAUAAGAUGAUCUUUAUUACGUGUGAUUUUUAGCUGGAAAUUUUAACCUGAAAUAUACCAAGGCAUAUACAUCUAAAAAUGCUGUCACUUUAAACACCUUCAAGCUUCAUUUUAUGCAAAGACAAAUGAGUGUUCAAUCCGUAAAUUAUGAUGUAUGGGAGGCAUCCAAGGCAGGAAGGAUUCGGUGAAUUCAGCUGCUGUCCAGAUUUUGCCUUGGAGAAAUUUAAAUGCUUUUCUGAGGAUACUUUUUAAUAUUUCAUCCUAUGAGAGACUUUCCUGCUAUGUUCUCUUAUUUAUAUUUGCCUUUUUCAUUAACACAGGAAACUGGUGCUUGUAUGGUUGGUUUAUGAGUUUUAGGUAUCUAAAAACUUUACAGAAUCUGUUGCUUAAAAUGAAAGAAAGCAUCCCAAUUCUUGAACAGUCUCACGUUUUUACUGAGACUUGCCUUCUCUCAAUCAAAGUUAUCUGUUUGUAUGGUAGAAUAUUCUCAGUAAUAUAAAAAAAGGGGAGUCUCUUUGAUUGAUAGAGGACAGAUAUUGGCCUCGAAUGAACGUUUGCUUUUUCAAAUCCGUUACAUGUUAUCGUUUGGGAAAUUUCACAGGCUCCGAACUACUGCCUCUUCGGACAAACUCAUCAAACCAUGUUAUGAGUCUGUAGUGUCUCAGUGUCUGCUAGGGCAGCCUGAAACACAGAAAUGUCUAGUUUAGUCAUUUUUUUCUUGAGGACUACCCAGAUAUGUGGUUUGAAAUAUGCCUAUAUUCGUCCGCACAGUUUUAAGCAUGCGCACGUAUACCUAGAUGCACAAGAGUGUGAAUCUCUGAAGAAAUGGUUUCCACAGCUCACCGGUUCUGGGUAAAGACCUAGUUCUUCUAAAGGUCAGAGGGGUCAUAUAUUUUCCCCAUCACUGUCGAUUCUAUGAGAAAAGAAUCCUUUAUCAGAAUUAAACAUUUUGAAGGAAAGGCUUCCUCGUUUCAUGAUCUAAGCAGGUGAAAUGGGGACACUUUCGGUAACGUCCCUCUUAGGGGUGGCCGGUGGGGCUUGGUGCUCCUGGGCCAGGCCACACUCAGGAGGCCGAGGCCCCAUGAGGCCACACUGCCGUGACUCAGAGCCCACGCCAUGUAAAAGAGACAGACACCGUUUCCACUAGUCUCUGGAUGCCUGUCUUUGAGAAGCUCGGCCUGUAGCACGGAUACUGGUGAUAGAUGCUGAGAACUGUGUUCUGUGCAUUAACAUGAAAAAGUCGAUAAUGCAGGAAGUGUUUUGUGGCUCCGUCCAAGCGAUAGAAAUCGGAAGUAUCAGAGCACAAGUGCGUUCUGGUUCUGAGUGGUUCUCUGCAGCUUCUACCAUGGCCUGGGACGGACUUAUCACAAAUGUGAAAUUACCUGGCUCCAAGAAUUACAUGUUUUCAAUGGAGAGAACAGGAAGCAGCCUUCAUUUAAAACACCCCCUCGCUUGAGUGAACACAGAGCGUUCGCUCUGAAACUACCAUAUAUUCUCGCGUCGUUACCAGCAUCUGAAUUUCAAAUUUCUAAAAUUUCUAAAAUUAAGACUUGCAGUUAUCGGCCACAAAUUUAUCUUUUACCUUAAUGCAUCAUGAAUAAGCCCUAGUGUUUGUGCCGACAAAUUUUUUUAACUGCUGUAUACCUUACAAUGCAGGAGUAUAUACAUAGAUACAAUAUAUUAUUAUUAUAUAAGUUUAAUUUUAUAAAACUGAAUGAUGUUUCUUUUGUCUGGGUAAUAGACAUUGAGCAAAUAUAUUUUUACUUUGGAUGAAGGUUCUGAAGCUAAUACCGUCCUUAAAAACUCUAAAGCAGCUGUUACGAGCAUGUAAUUUUGCUAUAAUAUUAAAUAACUUAAAUUUUAUUAGUAUCCUUGGGAGCAAAAUCCUAUUAAUUAGGCAAUAAAAGCUUCUUUUAUGAAUUUCAAGAAUCCACAAUCGUAUUCAGUGAGGAAAAUAUGUUGACAGUUUUUGAAUUAUAAUUUGAAAGCCCUAAUAAAGAGAUACAAUGUUUUUUAUUUUAAAAACAUAGUUUUAGUGGCUAAUUCACUAAUGUGUUUUAUGGAAAUUAGAUGCAUCUCUGUCACACGGGGAAAAGCAUAUUCAGUGAUAGCAUUUACUCUUUAAAAAAUGGAGCUCACUAAAAUAUAAACCCAUCACAUACAGGCGUGUGCAUCUGUUCACUCCCUGAAUUCGCUCAUAAUGAAUUCAUCUCUUCUUCUGUGUAGUGGAAGUCCUUGGAAUGAUUUUGAUAAACGCGUGCCCUUUCAAGUCAUUGUAAUAUGACCUGUUAGAGACAAUCGUGCUCAUGACAGGCAACGUUUGGAAAUGUUUAUUAAACAAAAUUCAAAGUUUAAAAAUAACGUCUGCAUCCUAGCAACCUAAAAGGACUGGUAGCAGUCCACGGACGGCGUUUGUUUACCACGGCGCUCUUAACCUUGGGGGCCGUAUCGUUGUCUGUUGUAGGCACCAUCCUGGGCACUGUGGGGUGCUGAGCACCAGCUCUGGUCAGCACCCACCAGGUGCCGGCAGCACCUUGUCUCAAGGCGUGACAACCCAGAAUCCUCCAGACAGUGCCAGCCACCCCCUGGGGGAUCAAGUCAGCCCCGGUUGAGAAUCUUUGCACUGCAGAAUGACCUUUAUUGACGGCGCGAGAAUUUGUCCAGUAUCGGGAGCCCCGUAAAAUGCAGGCGUUAAGCUCAGUCUGGGGAACAGCUGCAAGCGAUUACAUUUGACCUCAAAGCCCGAAACCCUGUCUUUUAUGUCCAGUGAGAAGCCUAUUAAAAAGACCGAAUUUUGACAUGUGUCUGCAUCAUGCAAGGACAAACAUUGAGGCUGUCCUACGUGCCAGUCAGCGUCACUUGUGAAAAUGACUGACCGGUUUGAUGCCCUGUCUUACACCGCGUGACACAGGUUUCUUCGAGUUCGCUCACUCCAGUCAUUGCAGACGCCUCCAAAUCUUGUUAUUCGAGUUUCACAUUGCAAACCGGAACACGAGUGCUACAUAUCUGUCGCAUGUACUUUAAAUAAAAUUCAUUUAAAAUACAAAUAAAUGCAUCAAGAUGGUGACUCUUAUCUGUGGUUUUGCAUGGCCAGCCUCAGCGUCUCCCCUCUGCGGAAUAUUUUGGCAAGUUAUACGGUGGACAGAGUGGUUAACAGAGGUCUGUACGUAAAGCUAUUAUUUUUUCUUUACUUAAUUAUAUUAUAGUAUGCAGAUAACUGCCACCUUCUCAUCCAGUUGGUCUGUAGAAACCAUGUCCCUUACAGUGGCCAUUUAAAGUCAAUAUUUAUUUAUGUAUGUAAUAAAGUUUGAUUUUCGUGUGUGUCUGUCCUGUUAUUUAGAGAGAAGUAAUCUUGUAAAAAAAAAAAUUGUAAAAAAACAAAAAAGUAUUGUAAAUAGCCUGAUAUUCUGUGACUCAUUAUUUUCGUGUUAGAAUUUGUACAUACUGAUUCAAUAAUAAAGUAUCCUAAACCUGC
Messenger RNA from Pteropus alecto (black flying fox), 5811 nucleotides. It is a transcript of the gene ANOS1, whose product is annotated as anosmin 1. Gene Ontology annotation, molecular function: peptidase inhibitor activity; protein binding. The coding region runs from base 1 to 1866 and encodes 621 amino acids. Gene Ontology annotation, cellular component: extracellular region; cell surface. The transcript is spliced from 14 exons. NCBI's taxonomy places the organism in Eukaryota, Metazoa, Chordata, Mammalia, Chiroptera, Pteropodidae. Gene Ontology annotation, biological process: neuron differentiation. The record is from RefSeq and is a predicted model, not a curated record.